GCGGUUAGCCUGUUUUUCAAGUUUAUCAAGUGAUCUUGCUCUUUCAUCUGGAAUUCACGAGAGCAUUGCGUAUGUUACGAACAGAGUACUGGGCUGACCUGACCUGGUCCUAGUAGGUGACCUAAUAUCGAUGAUACUCCUCCGACUCCGAUCCGAACUUUUCUUUUUUUUCGGGAUACUCCUCUUGUGGAAUAAGAUACGCGCGAUUUUUUAUUUUUUCUACACCUAUAAAAAGCUCCAGAUUGGGCCCUAUGACUUCUGAGUCUCAUUUUACUUGCCUCCAAGAUUCGACAUGUCUUCAUCUCCUGCUAAAAAGAUGACCUAUGCUCGCCUAGGGAACUCUGGGCUCAAAGUGUCCAAAAUCAUCCUAGGCACUAUGCAGUACGGAAGUCCUGAGUGGCAACCAUGGGUAUUAGGCGAUGAAGAUGAGGCUAUCAAACAUAUCGAAACAGCCUACAACGCAGGCAUACAGACAUUCGAUACGGCUGAUGUCUAUUCGAAUGGUCUCUCAGAGGUCAUUCUAGGCAAAGCAAUCAAGAAACUUCACCUUCCCCGCGACGAAAUUGUUGUAAUGACCAAGUGUUUUGGUGUCGUUGGGAAAACUGCCAGUGAAAACCUUAUCGCAACUCGGGCAGAUCCUGACGCAAAUGGCUACGUCAACCAGUACGGCUUGAGUCGCAAGCACAUUUUUGCUGCAGUUAAGAACAGCCUGAAGCGCCUCCAACUCGACUACGUCGAUGUGCUGCAGUGCCAUCGUUUCGACCCCGAUACUCCAAUCCCAGAAGUGAUGCAAGCUUUGCACGAUGUUGUACAGGCUGGUUAUGUGCGCUAUAUCGGAAUGAGCUCUUGCUGGGCCUGGCAAUAUUAUGCUAUCAACAAUAAAUUGACGCCCUUCAUCUCGAUGCAAAAUCACCACAAUUUGGUAUAUAGAGAGGAAGAAAGGGAAAUGUUCCCAACUCUCAAGUAUUUUGGGGUCGGGGCAAUUCCUUGGUCCCCUCUUGCUCGUGGCCUUCUGACUCGACCUCUGGAUGUUCAGACCACACGAGGCUCCAGUGAUUGGUUCAUCGGGAAAUACACAGCCGCACUGGGAACAGAGGAGAUCAUAAAAAGAAUUGAGCAGAUUUCUACUAAGAAGAAUAUAUCUAUGGCACAGGUUGCGGUAGCCUGGAGCCUUGCGAAAGAAGGUGUCACCGCCUCUAUUGUGGGCACCACAAGCCUUCGCAACUUAGAAGAUAUAAUUGCCGGAACACACGUCGUCCUGGAUGCUGAGGAGAUGAAGUUCUUGGAAGAACCGUACAAGCCCACAGAAGUCAUUGGACAUAUGUAA
Messenger RNA from Lentinula edodes (shiitake mushroom), 1327 nucleotides. RefSeq names its product aryl-alcohol dehydrogenase. NCBI's taxonomy places the organism in Eukaryota, Fungi, Basidiomycota, Agaricomycetes, Agaricales, Omphalotaceae. Bases 293 to 1327 code for a protein of 344 amino acids. The record is from RefSeq and is a predicted model, not a curated record. The transcript has 14 exons.